Molecule: messenger RNA, 3124 nt
Organism: Phoenix dactylifera (date palm)
Lineage: Eukaryota; Viridiplantae; Streptophyta; Magnoliopsida; Arecales; Arecaceae
Product: cycloartenol synthase-like
Biological process (GO): triterpenoid biosynthetic process
Cellular component (GO): lipid droplet
Molecular function (GO): intramolecular transferase activity
Source: RefSeq, a predicted model, not a curated record
CCCACCCGACUUCGCUCUCCCCUCGGGCCUUGGAUGAUGACUCCGCUUCUCUCAGUCCUUCCCCACACCCUCGCUCUUCCUUGCUCCGUCUGCCACCGCAAACGCCGCCCUGCGAUCACGUCCGCUGCCCGGGUCCGGAUGCCACCCUCUUUUUUUUUUUCCCUUCCCUCCUGCGGGCGGUCGAGCCGACCCCAUCGGUUUGGAGCUCCCACGGCGCCCAGCCCAGGGGUUGAACACGAGGCGUUGCUUUGGGAGGGGCCACACCAACGGCAGCAGAGAUGGGAGCGAGCGAACUAAAUGCCCUUCCUUUUUCAGUCAGCCCUUUAGGUUAGAACUAAAUGCCCUUCUCUGUGAGCGAGCGGCGGUGACAGAGAUGGGAGGAGAAAGACUGAUGGAAGCUCCUCCUACGCCGCCGCCACCUCCGUGGGCCAGAGGGAGCUUCCAAGAUAAAAUCAAGAACGGAAGACCCCUAAUCUGCAAUUUUCCAUUCUUUCCAUCUCAUCACCAUCAAAGUAUCUCGAUCUUGAAGGUGUUCUUCCUCCUGAUCCGGCAAUGUGGAGGCUUAAGAUUGCGCAGGGCGGCAGCCCGUGGCUGAAGACGACAAACAACCAUGUAGGGAGGCAGGUGUGGGAAUUUGAUCCGAAUAUGGGCACGGCUGAAGAGAUUGCUGCAGUCGAGAAGGCCCGUGAGCUGUUUCAGGAGCAUCGUUUUGAGAUGAAGCACAGUGCUGAUCUCCUCAUGCGAUUGCAGUUUGCAAAGGAGAAUCCACUUGAAAUAAACCUCUCCAACAUCGAGCUAGAAGACCAUGAAGAUGUUACAGAAGAAGUUGUAUUGACCUCUUUAAGAAGGGCUAUUAGCUGUUAUUCUACUCUCCAAGCACAUGAUGGACACUGGCCUGGGGACUAUGGCGGCCCAUUGUUCCUUAUGCCUGGCUUGAUUAUAGUUUUAUCUGUUACUGGGGCAUUAGAUACUGCUUUAUCACCAGAGCACCAGCGGGAGAUUCGCCGUUACCUCUACAAUCAUCAGAACAAAGACGGUGGCUGGGGUUUGCAUAUAGAAGGCCACAGCACCAUGUUUGGUUCAGCCUUGUCAUAUGUUUCAUUGAGGUUGCUGGGUGAAGGACCCGAUGAUGGAGAUGGGGCAAUGCAAAAAGCACGAACUUGGAUUCUAGACCAUGGUGGUGCGACGGCCGUAACAUCAUGGGGAAAAUUUUUGCUCUCUGUGCUUGGAGUGUUUGAAUGGUCUGGCAACAACCCACUACCCCCAGAGAUGUGGUUACUCCCAUAUUUUCUGCCUGUUCAUCCAGGACGAAUGUGGUGUCACUGCCGGAUGGUUUAUUUGCCCAUGUCCUAUAUAUAUGGAAAGAGGUUUGUGGGUCCAAUUACACCUACAGUUUUAUCACUGAGGAAGGAGCUAUAUGCUUGUCCCUAUCAGCAAAUAGAUUGGAAUCGGGCUCGAAAUGAGUGUGCAAAGGAAGAUCUGUACUAUCCCCACCCGCUGAUACAAGACAUAAUUUGGGCUUCACUUCAUAAAGUUGUCGAACCUAUUCUAAUGCAUUCGCCUGGUAGCAUGUUGAGAGAGAAGGCUUUGCAUACUGCGAUGCAACAUAUUCAUUAUGAAGAUGAGAAUACUCGAUAUCUUUGUAGUGGUCCUAUUAACAAGGUACUAAAUAUGCUUUCCUGCUGGAUUGAAGAUCCAAAUUCAGAAGCAUUCAAGUCGCACCUUCCAAGAGUCUAUGAUUUUUUGUGGCUUGCAGAAGAUGGCAUGAAAAUGCAGGGUUAUAAUGGCAGCCAAUUGUGGGAUACAGCUUUCACAGUUCAAGCAAUUAUCUCAACUGACCUUUCUGAAGAAUAUGGUCCUACUCUUAAGCGGGCACAUGACUACAUAAAAGACUCACAGGUUCUUGAAGACUGCCCUGGUGAUCUUAGUUUCUGGUAUCGCCACAUCUCCAAAGGUGCAUGGACCUUUUCUACAGCAGAUCAAGGAUGGCCCAUAUCAGAUUGCACAGCAGAAGGAUUGAAGGCUUCACUAUUGUUGUCGAAGAUCUCUCCAGAAAUCGUUGGUGAACCAUUAUGUGCAGGGCGGAUUUAUGAUGCUGUUAAUCUCAUUCUUUCCCUUAUGAACAGAGAUGGUGGUUUUGCAACUUAUGAGCUUACAAGAUCCUAUGCUUGGUUGGAGAUUAUCAAUCCUGCUGAAACUUUUGGGGACAUUGUUAUCGAUUAUCCAUAUGUUGAAUGUACUUCAGCUGCAAUACAGGCACUGUCAUCAUUUAAAAAAUUAUACCCUGGACAUCGCAGAGAUGAUAUAGAAAAUUGCAUUAGAAAAGCAUCUAAUUUCAUUGAAAUGAUUCAGCAACCUGAUGGAUCAUGGUAUGGCUCUUGGGCCGUUUGCUUCACAUAUGGCACAUGGUUUGGAGUAGAGGGAUUAAUUGUUGCUGGAAGGACCUACCAGAACAGCCCUUGCAUCCGUAAAGCAUGUCAAUUUCUGUUGUCAAAACAACUGGCAUCAGGUGGUUGGGGAGAGAGCUAUCUUUCAUGUCAAAACAAAGUGUAUUCAAAUCUUGAGGGCAACCGAUGUCAUGCAGUGAACACUGCAUGGGCCAUGUUAGCUCUAAUUGAUGCUGGACAGGCUGAGAGAGACCCAGAACCUUUGCGCCGAGCAGCAAAGGUGUUGAUUAAUAUGCAAAUGGAGAGUGGCGAGUUUCCACAACAAGAAAUUAUGGGAGUCUUCAACAGAAACUGCAUGAUUAGUUAUUCACAGUAUCGAAAUAUAUUUCCAAUAUGGGCUCUUGGGGAAUAUCGCUGCCGUGUCCUGCUGACCAAGAAAAACUGAAUGCUAAUCUCUUCUGCCAUAUUGUAAUCCUUGGUCAGAAUGUUGAUGUUUUUCCCCUCAAACAAAGUAUUCAGAAAUGCAGAUCUUACUGCUUGACAUGUCAUAGAAGAAUGUCCUGUAUGACUGUUAGACUAAUCUUCAGCUUUUUUUGCACAAAGUGACUGAUAAAGGACUCAAAUCUAUAUGAUUGUGCCUGUUAGCCCAAGCAUUUUACUAUUGCACCAAGCUAUGUUCCCUAUUGCGACAGCAUCGGACAAUCAAAUAUUACAUAUUUCUUUUUCCUUAUUUUUUA